AUGCAAGGCACCCAAGGCAUGGAAAGCAUGGGAGAUGGCAGCAUGGGAAACCCAGCCAACGGAGCUAACGGAAUGGCUGGCGGCUGCGGCUGUGGUGGCUGUGGUGGAUGCGGCUGCGGCUGUGGACCCUGCUGCGGUGGUUGUUGCGGGUUUCCAUGCGGAGGAAUGAUGGCCAUGCCGAUGAUGGGCAUGCCAAUGAUGCCCAUGAUGAACCCGAUGAUGGGACUCAUGGCCGGCAUGGCCAGCAUGGCCAACAUGGCGAAAGCUGCCAAGGCAAAGAAGAAGGCCCCCGAGCCUGAGGAAAAGAAAGAGGAGGAGAAGGAAGCCGCACCGGCCGUGGAAGCUUUCAACCCGGAGGAGCUGCAAAAGCGGCUGCUCAUGGCCCAGUCACAGCGCUUCGCCGAGGUGGCGAAGAAGGACCAGGACGAGGACGCCGAGAGCCAGGAUGAUGGAGAGCAUUCAGACAGCGGCAGUGAGAAGAGUCAAAAGAGCAAAGGUGAAGGAGGAAACGAGGAGAAGGAUGCCAAGAAGUCGGAGGACGAGUCGAUGAGCGAGGACGAAGCUCCGCCACCUCCGCCGGAGCCUCCCCAACCGCCUCCGCAACCGGAAAAGGCUCCCCAACCCAGCGAACCCAAAGACCCCACACCAGCCCAACUGCAGAAGGGCCCGGCCCCUUUGGCCCCAGCCCCAGCACCCCCACAGGAACCCCCACAGGAACCCCCAAAGCAGGCCAAUGCGGGUAAGGCUCAAGCCCAGCCACAAAAGGCUCCUUUGACUUGGCCUGGCCCUCCACCAAACACUGACAGAAUGGACCCGCGGAUGCAGGAAACCCUGCAAAAGCUCCAAGCCCUCCAAGGAGGAGCGCUUGGACAGGUGUCGGAGGAGCAGAAGGCCAGGCGUAUGAAGGCUGCGACUGCCGCAGCCGAAGAGAUCAAAAUGUCUUUGGAGAUGAAGGGCUCCGAGCCUGGCACCGAGCAGAAAGACAAAGACAACGAUUCGGAGAAAGGUCCCGACACAGCCAUGGGUGUCGUUAUCCAUUGGAGCGGCGUCAGAGGUUUUGGAAUUCUGCGUUCGCAGACUCAUGGUGAGGUCACUGUCAAUGCCAAGGAUCUAAUGAACGCUGGCGAGCUGGCCGUCGGGGACGUUGUCACUUUCGAGCUGGGCUUUGACAAAAAGAAGAACAAACCGGAGGCCAAGAAUGUCUACAAGUCCGGUGCAGGUGGUCAGAAGUCCAGUGGUGACCGCAGUGACGCGGCACGGACAUCCACCAGCAGUUCGGCGCCUGGCACUGCCAGCAACGGCCAGUCCAAGGCAGAUGCCAAAGAGAAGGCAAAGGAUGCAAAGGAGAGCAAGGAGAGUAAGGAGAGUAAGGAGAAGGAGCGGAAGGAGAGCAGCAAGAAGGAGAAGAGUCAGAAGAGGAAGUCGCGCUCACGACGGAAGUCUUCUUCCUCCUCCUCCUCGUCCUCGUCUUCCUCCCGCAAGCGGAGGAGAAGGUCUCGCUCUCGAUCCCGCUCACGUCGCCGUCGGCGGUGA
This is a messenger RNA of Symbiodinium sp. CCMP2592, 1533 nucleotides long. NCBI's taxonomy places the organism in Eukaryota, Dinophyceae, Suessiales, Symbiodiniaceae. The record is from the annotation of a GenBank genome assembly.